This is a messenger RNA of Hirsutella rhossiliensis, 783 nucleotides long. RefSeq lists its product as uncharacterized. Gene Ontology annotation, molecular function: DNA-binding transcription factor activity. Lineage: Eukaryota; Fungi; Ascomycota; Sordariomycetes; Hypocreales; Ophiocordycipitaceae. Gene Ontology annotation, biological process: regulation of DNA-templated transcription. The record is from RefSeq and is a predicted model, not a curated record. Bases 1 to 783 code for a protein of 260 amino acids. The transcript is spliced from 2 exons.
AUGUCACCACCCGCACAGAAGAACAGGUUAGCCCGAAUCCGAGACAGCCAGAGGAGAUCGCGCGCCCGACGGAGAGAGUAUGUCCAGGAGCUCGAACAGCGACUCAGAGUGUACGAGAUUCGGGGCAGUGAGGCCUCUACUGAGAUUCAGAUGGCCGCGAGGAGAGUAGCCGAGGAGAACAAGCAGCUCCGAGAGUUUCUCAACUGGAACGGCUUUAGUGACAACCAUUUCGCCCAUUUCUUGCAGUCGGGUACCUCCGUGCAACUUAAUUCCGACCAAAGUCGUACUUUUUGCGACGGCGACCCUGGGGCUGCCGUCCAGUCACUGGAACAACAUCUGAUGCCGCGACAAUCGGUCAGUCAAGAUCAAGGCUUCUUCGUCCCUUCGUCGAGACAACCAUUCUGGGAGCCAUCCACCACCGGCGGGUCGACGACAAGUUCAUCCGUCUGGGAGCCGCCGCAACUGGCGAUGUCCUCGUACGGCUAUCAACAUCGCAUGGAAGUGGCAACCAUGGACUCGGCGGUUUAUACCCCGUACCCACCGACAACCGUUUUGAGUCGCGCGAGCACUACGCGGCAAGGCCGCGUCUGUGACGAACCACCGUCUCCGUCGAUAUUGGACGGCCCCGGCCAGCCCAUGGCCACAACACAGGCUACGGUCAUGGGCGGUCAUCCGGCAAUGAACUUGCACUAUUAUCUAUCGAACUAUUCAGACUCGACGAUGCCACAUUACGAUUCCCCAGAUAGUACCCGCUCCCGGAGAGAUGGUUCAACAAUGAAAUGA